CCGACUAUCUACCUUGUUUAUAUCGAAUAAAAAUCACAUGUUUGAUUAAUAUGCAGGGAAGAGAAUUAUGAAAUAAUCUGAACUCAAUUUCUUAUUAUAAAACACAGAUUUACUAAUCAGUACAAGUAUAUACGUCCAGAUUCAACUAAUCACCUCUCUUUAUAUAAUUCACAGUUUUUCUCCUCUUUCACAACUCAAUUCCCAAUUCUCUUUCACAGCCUCUCUGUUUUUUCCUCCACCACACACACAAACACACACAUCAAUGGCCGACGCCGCCCUGAAGAAGCGCUCCGGCUCCUCCGACGACCAGUGGGACCAGCUCGCCGCCGCCAAGAAGCACCACACGGCGAGGCCGCCGCCCCACGCCGCCGACCCCGCGGCGGCGAUGGCGGCCUCCCGGCACGAGUUCGGCGAGCACGGCGGCGUGAACAUGUCUAUCGAAGCCUCCGCCACGUUCACGGUGAUGGAGCCGGACACCCUCCGGCGGAUGUUCGCCGGCGAGCUCGGCCCCGACCGGGACUUCUUCGUCUACAGCCGCCACUUCAACCCCACCGUGCUGAACCUCAGCCGGCUGCUGGCCGCCAUGGAGGGGACGGAGGCGGCCUACUGCACCGCCUCCGGGAUGUCGGCGAUCGUGUCGGUGCUGGUCCAGAUUUGCAGCUCCGGCGACCGGCUGGUGGCGUCGCACACGGUGUACGGUGGGACCCACGCGCUGAUGUCGCACUUCCUGCCGCGCGUGGCGAACAUAACGACGUCGUUCGUGGACAUCGGCGACCUGGCGGAGGUGGAGAGGGAGGUGGGGAAAGGCGGCGUGAAGGUGCUGUACUUCGAGACGAUGUCGAACCCGACGCUGACGGUGGCUAACGUGCCGGAGCUGUGCAGGAUAGCGCACGAUAAGGGGGUGACGGUGGUGGUGGACAACACGUUUGCGCCGAUGGUGGUGUCUCCGGCGAGGCUGGGGGCGGACGUGGUGGUGCACAGCAUCACAAAGUUCAUCAGCGGCGCGGCCGACAUUAACGCAGUGAACUCCCUGAUGGACCUCCAUCAGGGAGCCCUCAUGAUAAUGGGCCCAACUAUGAACCCAAAAGAGCACUGCCACCGGGCCCACGUGUUCGCCACCCGUAUGAAGGGCCUCGGGCUCAAGGUCAUCUAUCCGGGCCUUGAAGACCACCCGGACCACGCCUUACUCGAGUCCAUUUCAAACCCGGGCUACGGCCACGGUGGCAUCCUCUGCCUCGACAUGGGCUCUGAGGAACGGGCCUACCGCUUAAUGGGCCUCCUUCAGAACCACACGCAAUUCGGGCUUAUGGCAGUUAGUCUCGGGUACUAUGAGACUCUAAUGUCGUGCUCGGGCAGCAGCACGAGUAGCGAAAUGAACGAAGAGGAGAAAGCCCGAGCAGGCAUCUCGCCGGGCCUAGUUAGAAUGUCAAUCGGGUACACGGGCACGUUGGAGCAGAAAUGGGCCCAAUUUGAGAAGGCCUUGGCCCGAAUGCAGAAGAUGUGA
Striga asiatica is the source of this 1504-nucleotide messenger RNA. Lineage: Eukaryota; Viridiplantae; Streptophyta; Magnoliopsida; Lamiales; Orobanchaceae. The record is from the annotation of a GenBank genome assembly.